UUUAUCUUUUUCCGCCAUUUUAGUGACUGAUAAUUUUCUUCAAGCCCGUGUUAGGCAGUGCAUCAAUCAAAGAUUUCGGUGUUUCCAUGUAGGUUUCUCCCAAUCAAAGCGAAGGAAAAGAGGUACAGGUGCCCUCAGAGUUUGGAUUUUUAAUCGCUAUGUUGAGCAAGUUCUACUCGAGUUGACUGGAGAAGGGUCAAUGCAAAAUUCGUAAUUUCUUUCAAAAUCCCAUAUGGAAAUCGAUAAUUCUGAAUUGGGUUUGCCUGGAAAUCAAGCUUCGAUGGAAAUUUCUGGGAUUCACCAGUGUUUUUGUGAUUUAAAUGAAGACCCAACUGGGGGUUUUUGCUUUUGAGGUUUGAAGUUCUUUGGUGGAUUAUCGUUGUUGUUCUUGAAGUUUGAUGUGGUGAAUCUGUUGAGAGUUGUAUUGAUAUUUUUGUAAGGAUUUUGAUACGCGAUCUUCUGUUUGCAAUUUGGUGGAUUGGGAGUUGUUAAUGUACAGCUUUUGGUUUCUUAAUUUGGGGGUUCUUAUUUUGGGGAUUGGAGAGGUUAGGAUAUAGAAUGGAUGAAGCUCAGGGAAGCGGCUUGACUUCGUUGCCUCCAUUUUUAGUCAAAACAUAUGAUAUGGUCGAUGAUCCUUCAACCAAUUCGAUUGUUUCAUGGAGUUCAAGUGAUAAAAGCUUUGUUGUUUGGAAACCACUGGAGUUCUCAUCAGUUUUGUUGCCUAAAUUCUUUAAGCAUAGCAACUUCUCGAGCUUCAUCAGGCAGCUCAAUACUUAUGGGUUCAAGAAGGUGGAUCCUGAUCAAUGGGAAUUUGCCAAUGAUGAUUUUGUUAGAGGUGAGCAACACCUGAUGAAGAACAUCCACAGGAGAAAACCAGUUCAUAGUCAUUCUUUACAGAACCCCCAUGGACAAGGAGUAUCUCCUCCGCUAACUGAAGUCGAGAGAAAGAGCUUCGAGGAUAACAUCGAGACGCUGAAACGGGAUAAAGAGCAGCUUGUUCUUGAGUUGCGGAAACACAAACAAGAGUAUCAAGGAGUUGUGUUGCAAAUGCAGAAUUUGAAAGAUCGCUUUCAAUGUGUUCAACAAGGCAUGCAAUUAUUUAUCAGUCUGAUCGCUCGUUUUUUGCAUAAACCAGGACUUCGCUUGGAUCUUCUGCCACAAUUGGAAACUUCUGAUAGAAAGAGGAGAUUGCCUAGAGUUUCUUACAACAAUAGUGAAGAUAACCUUGAGGAUAAUCAGAUGGGGACAACUCAAACCAUUAGUAGAGAAAAUAUGGAUUGUAGUUUUGAUCCAAUUUUGAAAGAAGAACAGUUUGAACUUCUUGAGACAUCCAUAGCCUUUUGGGAAGGCAUUAUCCAUAGUUAUGGUCAAACAAUUAGUCCACUUGAUUCCAGCUCAAACCUGGAGUUGGGUGGAUCUGUAAGUCAUGCCAGUAGCCCUGCUGUAACUUGCAGGCAAGUUAGUGAGGAGCUUCGGUGUAAAUCACCAGGAAUUGACAUGAAUUUGGAGCCCAUGGCAACCGUUGCUCCUGAAUCUGUAGCCUCGAAAGAUCAGGCAGCUGGAGUCAAAGCUCCAGUACCAACUGGUGUCAAUGAUGUUUUCUGGCAGCAAUUCUUGACGGAGAAUCCUGGUUCAUCUGACCCACAAGAAGUUCAAUCAGCCAGAAAAGAUUCUGAUGUCAUAAUCGAAGAAAACAGACCGAGCGAUCAAGGAAAUUUUUGGUGGAACACGAGGAGUGUAAAUAAUGUUGUAGAACAGAUAGGGAACCUCGCUCCAGCAGAGAAAUUUUCAUAGUAGGUUGAUUGUUUUUCUGAACUACUGAUUUUCCUUAGCUCACAUGUACAUAAUUUAUUAUAAAAUGGAACAUUUGGGCUCUCAUCUAUGUCUUUCUUCA
Molecule: messenger RNA, 1894 nt
Organism: Cucurbita pepo subsp. pepo (vegetable marrow)
Lineage: Eukaryota; Viridiplantae; Streptophyta; Magnoliopsida; Cucurbitales; Cucurbitaceae
Product: heat stress transcription factor A-4c
Biological process (GO): cellular response to heat; regulation of transcription by RNA polymerase II
Cellular component (GO): nucleus
Molecular function (GO): RNA polymerase II cis-regulatory region sequence-specific DNA binding; DNA-binding transcription factor activity
Source: RefSeq, a predicted model, not a curated record